AUGUUCAACCUGGAUGAACUCCACAUCAUCGAGUGGCUUCCCUACAACUUCACGGGCAAGGCAGAGCCCAAGGAAUGCAUGUACUGGGAUUGCAAAGCUGAUUGCGAUGACACUGACAGUGAAGCCGACGACUGCUCCUCUGUUGAGAUCCCCGAGCCGGACGACGGGGAUCUCGACGGUGAGCUCGACAACAAUCUCAACGAAGCACUAUACACACGGAAGCCUUGGCACCUGGUACGUCAAAACGAGAUGGAUGAGCACCUAUGCUGGCGCAAGAAGCAAUUUGGCGUCGACUGGAACCUCACCUUGACUCUCCAUCCCGAGAAGACUCAGUAUGAUCAAGACCACUACUACGGAUCCAAUUGGGAUGUCCCGCUGUAUGCUCACGUUGCCGAACGGUUUGAGAUGAUGGCCGGCGACAUCCUGGCAUCAGCGCCUGAGGUCUUCUACUCUCACAUCCUACCCGAGCAAAUUGACCUUGAAACGGUUCGCCAGCUCACGCGAGAUGAGAUCUACGGUGAUGCAGAGUUAGACUGA
Molecule: messenger RNA, 537 nt
Organism: Microdochium trichocladiopsis
Lineage: Eukaryota; Fungi; Ascomycota; Sordariomycetes; Xylariales; Microdochiaceae
Exons: 1
Coding region: 1-537 (178 amino acids)
Source: RefSeq, a predicted model, not a curated record